AUGUCUUCCUUGACGGAAUUGCUGCUUGCGCUUGGCAAUGUGGAUCCCAGCGUGCGUGUGCCGGCGGAGCAGCAGAUGAAUCAGGCGAGACAGUCGGAUCUUUCCGGUUUCCUGUUUGCAUUGCUCGAGGAGUUCUGUGAGGAGUCGAAACCAUCAUUUGCACGUCACAUGGCAGGGACGCUGUUGAAGAACUCUAUCGCCCCGAACAUUCGAGAGACGGCAGCUCGGCGGGCGUUGGAAAAGGAGUGGAUGGCACUUGCACCCGAGGUGCGUGUAAGGGUGAAGCAGGGGGUGCUUUUAGCGCUUGGGUCACCUCAAAAAGAGGUACGUAAUGUGGCGGCAAACAUCGUUGGAAAUCUUUCACGCAUCGAGCUACCUGCGGGAGAGUGGCCUGAUCUUCUCAACAUUCUUCUUGGCGCUGCGGAGUCUAGCAAUGAGCAAUACCAGGAAGCGGCACUUACUGCAGUCGGUUAUGUAUGUGAAGAAGGUCGUGAAUAUGACACGGUGGAGGCGGCGCUUGUGCCUUUCACUAACAGAAUUCUCUCCGCUGUCAUUCACGGUAUGAGUAGCGGCCAUGAGGAUGUAUGCUAUUACGCCACCAAUGCGCUGUGCAAUGCAAUGGAGUUCAUUCAUGACAAUAUGAAGCAACAGGAACAGCGUGAUCGCCUUGUUGACGCUCUAUGCAGCACCGCGAAGAAAAGUCAAAGCUCGCGAACCCGCGAAAAGGCUAUGGAGACUUUGGUGAAGGUUGCUGACAUGUACUACUCAACGUUGCCCAAUUACAUUGAAAUUCUGCAUGCAAUUACAACAAAUGCCAUUUUUCAUGAUGAGGAACCUGUGGGUCUUCAGGCAAUGCUUUUUUGGAUCUCCAUUUGUGAGACGGAGCAAGAUAUGAAGACAGAUGGUGACGGAAGGUGUCUUGACUAUGCUCUGAAGGGGGCAUCCAUGAUUACAAAUAUUGCGCUUCAGGCACUUCUUCAGCAGGAGGAACAUCAAGAGGAGGGCGAUUGGAACAUUUCUAUUGCUGGAGGCAAAUUACUCCAGAGCCUUGCAUUGUGUAUUGGCGACCCCGUGGUUGAAUUGGUCAUGCCCUUUGUCUACAGCAAAGUUGAAAGUUCCAACUGGCGGGAAAAGGAGGCUGCUGUAAUGGCUUUUGGAUGUAUUUUAAAUGGACCCCAUGCGAGUACUAUUCAAGACACUGUUGCACAGUCUUUGCCUGGACUUUUACAAUAUGUUCGUGAUGAGCACCCGAUGCUCGCCGAUACCUCAGGCUGGGUGCUAGCCGUCGUGUGUGAGCUCUUCAGUGACGUCUUCUUGGGGCAACCGGCAUAUUUGCAGCAGCUUAUGAACAUAAUCACCCCGUUGAUAAGCAGCGGGGGCGAUAUGGCGGUUCGGGCGUGUCACAUUCUACAUAAUCUUGCACUUUUCUAUUCUGAGGAAGAGGACCAAGAUAGUAAUGAGCUUUCCGUGUACUUUCCCGACCUUCUUAACGUACUCCUGGUAGCUAUCGAUAAUGGUGGCAAUCAGAAUAUUAAAAGCGUCGCACAGGAGGCAUUAAAUGUCUUGAUUGAUGCGGCAGCGAUUGAUUGUUGUGAGUAUCUUCAUGUUCUUGUACCUGAGCUUCAGAAUCGUAUGCGGCUUAUGAUGCAGCUACAAAUGCAAGGCCAGAUCAGCAAUGCAGAUGCCAUGACUAUGCUUGGCUUGUUGUGUGGGUCGCUUGGUAGUGUGGCGAAGAAGGUGCAGGCAGGCUUUUCAGGGCAUAUUCGGUCAAGUAUGGAGGUAUUGUUUGAAAUUUUGCAAAAUCAAAGCGAUACGGUCUUGGACGAGGCUCUCACAAUGUUGGGGAGUUUUGCACAUGCCGUAAAAAGGCUACUCGGUCCAUACAUGCCAAAUCUUGUCCCUUUCCUUUUGAAGGCGUUGAUGCGCGUGGAUGAACCAGACCUUGCAGUAGUUGCCGUAGGCGCACUGGGUGACUUGUCGCUGUGUCUUCGAGAGGAUAUUGCACCCUACAUCGAUGCAUUUCUCAGAGUGAUACACCAGAACCUGCAAAAUCCGGAGGUGGACCGCAACUUGAAGUGCACCUUCCUUAAUUGCCUAGGCGACAUUGCGUUGAAUGUUGGGGAUAGCCACUUUGCGCAGUAUCUUGAUACCUUUAUGCAAAUUGCUCGCGCAUUCUAUGAGCAAAGCGCGACUCUCAACAUUGCCGAGGACCAAGAAAACGAAGAGUAUGUCAUGACUCUAUGGGAGAGCAUUGCCGUCUUUUAUACAAGCGUGUGCCAAAGUUUCAAAAGCGUCGAAACGCAGCUGGAGCCGUACUUGCAGCAGAUGCUUUUAUUUGCCCUUAACGCGUCACAGACGGCAAUGUCUCUUGACUACGUUGAAGUGUUUGCUGCGGCCGUUUCGCUGAUUGGUGACAUGGCGUGUGUUUUGAAGGGUGUGCCCUCACCGCAGCUGCGCGACCAGGGGAAGAGCGCCCUGCUGACGGCCCCGGUGUGGGAAGUGGUGGAGCGGGCGGUCAACAUGGAAAACGAUGCGGAGACGAAGGGGCAAAUGAAGUGGGUGAAAAAGCAGUUGGAGUUGUUGCAGGCAUCUUAA
Trypanosoma cruzi is the source of this 2595-nucleotide messenger RNA. RefSeq names its product importin beta-1 subunit, putative. Gene Ontology annotation, cellular component: nucleus; cytoplasm. The transcript has a single exon. The coding region runs from base 1 to 2595 and encodes 864 amino acids. Lineage: Eukaryota; Euglenozoa; Kinetoplastea; Trypanosomatida; Trypanosomatidae. Gene Ontology annotation, molecular function: small GTPase binding; nuclear import signal receptor activity. Gene Ontology annotation, biological process: protein import into nucleus. The record is from RefSeq and is a predicted model, not a curated record.